GAAGAUGCAUCUGCCACAGUGGGCUAGUUGGAGUAAAGGCUACGAAUGAAAUCCAUCAAGUCCCACGCUGCUUCUCACCUUGCUUUGUAAGAGACUUCCUGUAGCCUUUGGAAGAGCCGAUCAGGAUUAAAGACUAUUUUCCACCAUGAAGUUGAAGCAACGAGUGGUGCUUCUGGCAAUCCUCCUCGUCAUCUUUAUUUUCACCAAGGUUUUCCUCAUAGACAACCUGGACACCUCGGCAGCUAACCGCGAGGACCAGCGCGCUUUUCAUCGCAUGAUGGCAAGCCUGCGGGUGGAGCUGGAUCCGCGACUUGACCACACCCUGCAGUCUCCCUGGGAGAUCGCGGCCCAGUGGGUGGUGCCGCGGGAAGUGUAUCCGGAGGAGACUCCAGAACUCGGGGCGGUAAUGCAUGCCAUGGCUACAAAAAGGAUUAUCAAAGCAGAUGUGGGCUACAAGGGUACUCAGCUGAAGGCGUUGCUCAUAUUGGAAGGGGGACAGAAAGUAGUCUUCAAACCUAAGAGAUAUGCCAGAGACUAUGUGGUAGAAGGAGAGCCAUACGCUGGAUAUGACAGGCACAAUGCAGAAGUGGCGGCCUUCCAUCUGGACAGAAUCUUGGGUUUCCGGCGAGCCCCCAUUGUGGUUGGCAGGUUUGUGAAUCUCCGCACAGAAAUCAAACCUGUUGCUACGGAGCAGCUGCUCAGUACCUUCCUGACAUUAGGUAAUAAUACUUGCUUCUAUGGGAAGUGCUACUAUUGCCGGGAAACAGAGCCAGCCUGUGCUGAUGGGGACACCAUGGAAGGAUCGGUCACACUAUGGCUGCCAGAUGUUUGGCCUCUUCAAAAGCAUCGGCAUCCAUGGGGAAGGACCUACAGGGAGGGCAAACUGGCCAGGUGGGAAUAUGAUGAGAGCUACUGUGAUGCUGUGAAGAAGACUUCACCCUAUGAUGCAGGGCCGCGGCUCCUUGACAUAAUUGAUACAGCCAUCUUUGAUUAUUUGAUUGGGAAUGCUGAUCGGCAUCAUUAUGAAAGCUUUCAGGACGAUGAAGGGGCCAGCAUGCUUAUUCUCCUUGACAAUGCCAAAAGUUUUGGGAACCCUUCCCUGGAUGAGAGAAGCAUCCUGGCUCCUCUCUAUCAAUGCUGCAUCAUCCGUGUCUCCACUUGGAACAGGCUAAACUACCUAAAGAAUGGGGUACUGAAGUCUGCCUUAAAAACUGCCAUGUCCCACGACCCCCUCUCGGCAGUUUUGUCCUCCCCUCACAUGGACGCCUUGGAUCAGCGACUCCUGAACAUCCUGGCUACGAUAAAACAAUGUACAGACCAGUUUGGAUCAGAUGUUGUGCUGGUGGAAGAUAGGAUGACCCUUUCCCAUUUGUAGCUUUCAACGGAAGAGAGCUGGAAUUCUUUCCUAAAAAUAAAACAAUAGAAAAACAGCACAAUG
Euleptes europaea (tarantolino) is the source of this 1438-nucleotide messenger RNA. RefSeq names its product FAM20B glycosaminoglycan xylosylkinase (gene FAM20B). The coding region runs from base 146 to 1375 and encodes 409 amino acids. NCBI's taxonomy places the organism in Eukaryota, Metazoa, Chordata, Lepidosauria, Squamata, Sphaerodactylidae. Gene Ontology annotation, molecular function: phosphotransferase activity, alcohol group as acceptor. Gene Ontology annotation, biological process: protein phosphorylation. Gene Ontology annotation, cellular component: Golgi apparatus. The record is from RefSeq and is a predicted model, not a curated record. The transcript is spliced from 7 exons.